AUGUAUCACCUACAACAAAGUAGCAUAAAUGAUGAACACACGAUGAACCAAUAUUUGAAUGAGACAGAGUAUGGUAAUAACCCAAUAACUAUCGAUUUAUUUGAUUUUAAUCAAUUGAUAAAUCCGCUGUCUUCAUUUAGUGUAUCCAAAGAGUAUAUUUGCAUACAUGAUUUAUCUUAUGAAAUGGAAUUCAAAACAAUAAGCGUUGCCAACAGUUUGAAUGAUUUGGUUCCAAAACAUAAUAAGUAUAUAACAGAACGCAAACCUACUUCCGAUGUUAAUUUAAAUUUAAACUCAACAUUUUUGUGUGGUUGCGAAUGUACUGAUAAUUGCCUAGACAAAACAAAAGGUUCUUGUUGGCAACUUACUUAUGAGAGUAAAAAAAAUUAUCCAAAUUUAUUUAAAGAUACUAACAUUGGUUACAAUUAUAAACGACUAUACAAUCCAGUGUACACAGGUAUUUUUGAAUGCAAUAUCAAUUGUAAAUGUACGAACACUUGUUUGAAUCGUGUUGUUCAGGAACCACUGAAGACUUCACUGCAAUUGUUUUUAACUGAAAAAAAAGGCUGGGGAGUAAGAACACUUACUGAUAUUCCCAAAGGCACAUUUGUUUGUAUAUUUGUUGGAGAGAUUCGCUCUGAUGACAAUGUUGAAAAUGAUGCAACAAUAAACAGUGGUAAAUACAUGGCAAAUUUGGAUUUUCUCGAGAUAGGUGAAGAGGUCAAAGAAGGAUAUGAAAGUUAUGUUGCUGAAGAAGAAAGUGAAAGUUGUACUAGUACAUCUGAUGAAGAGUUUAAUCCUUCAAGUUGGACAAUCAAGAGUAAGAUGAGUGUGAAUAAAUCUAAAAUUUCAUUAAGGACGAAUUUACAAAACACAAACACAACAAUCGAUGGCAAACACCAAUUGUCCAAGCUAAAUAUCCAACAAAGAUUUGAAAGUAAGCACAAAUCCAUGAGAGAAUACUUUGAUAAAGACUGUGGCAUUUACAUAAUGGAUGCUAGUAUCAGUGGGAAUAUAGGUCGUUAUUUCAAUCACUCCUGUGAUCCAAACAUUUUUAUUCAGAAUGUUUUUGUUGACACUCACGAUCUUAGAUUUCCGUGGAUAGCAUAUUUUGCAUCAUCAAAUAUUUCAGCUGGAACUGAAUUAGCAUGGGAUUAUAAUUAUAUUGUAGGGAGCAUGCCAAACAAAAAACUAAAGUGCCACUGUAAAUCAAAAAAUUGCAAAAUCAGAUUAUUGUAA
Aphis gossypii (cotton aphid) is the source of this 1239-nucleotide messenger RNA. RefSeq names its product histone-lysine N-methyltransferase eggless-like. Gene Ontology annotation, biological process: heterochromatin organization; negative regulation of gene expression. The transcript is spliced from 2 exons. NCBI's taxonomy places the organism in Eukaryota, Metazoa, Arthropoda, Insecta, Hemiptera, Aphididae. Gene Ontology annotation, molecular function: protein binding; histone H3K9 methyltransferase activity; zinc ion binding. Bases 1 to 1239 code for a protein of 412 amino acids. The record is from RefSeq and is a predicted model, not a curated record. Gene Ontology annotation, cellular component: nucleus.